Molecule: messenger RNA, 2592 nt
Organism: Cheilinus undulatus (humphead wrasse)
Lineage: Eukaryota; Metazoa; Chordata; Actinopteri; Labriformes; Labridae
Gene: clic5b
Product: chloride intracellular channel 5b
Exons: 6
Coding region: 89-1315 (408 amino acids)
Source: RefSeq, a predicted model, not a curated record
UCAGUCAGAGGCAGGCGGACUGUGAGCCACUACUUCAGCACUCCUCAUUUAACCCAGGUCUGCUUAAAAACACCAACACCAGCCAAACAUGGACAACGUGUACGAGACAGUGGAUGAGGUAAGUGCUAAAGAAGCUGGCAGUAGCCGCUCCAGCAGCCCGGACAGUGAGCCCAAGUAUGAAAACACAGCUGAGGCCGAGGAGCACCUGUACAGCGAGGUGCAAGUGCACGCCUCCGCGGAGGAAGAGCGUGGCUCGCCGGACUACAUGGACAUCAGAGAGGAGGACAAACACAGCUCGUCUUCCUCCAGCGAGGAUGAAGAGGAGAAAGCAGAGCAAGUUCAAGCUGAAGAGGUAGAUGAAGUCAAAGCUGAGGAGGUAGAGGAGGUGAAAGCAGAGGAAGAGCCAGAGCCAGCGGUGGAGUUGGAAGUGAACGGCGAGGCACACGACGGAUCCAGGCGCUGUUCGGCCUCUUCAUCAUCCUCUUCUUCCGCCGGAGACCCGUGUGACGACCCUCCGAUUGAGGCAGAGGUCAAGGUGGAGGAAUCUGUCGACUACAGCGUGAAAACCCUAGAAAAUGUGACUCUGGAUGACCCCAGCCAGCCUGAAAUCACUCUGUUUGUCAAGGCUGGUAAUGAUGGAGAAAGCAUCGGUAACUGCCCCUUCUCUCAGCGUAUCUUCAUGAUCCUGUGGCUUAAAGGAGUGGUGUUUAACGUCACAACCGUCGACCUCAAAAGAAAACCAGCUGAUCUGCACAACCUGGCCCCGGGGACACACCCUCCUUUCCUGACCUACAACGGAGAAGUCAAGACCGAUAUCAACAAGAUCGAGGAGUUCCUGGAGGAAACGCUCUCUCCUCCAAAGUAUCCCAAACUGGCCGCCAAGCAGAGAGAGUCGAACACAGCUGGAAACGACAUCUUCGCCAAGUUCUCAGCCUACAUCAAGAACACCAAACCAGAGGCCAACGCCGUCCUGGAGAAAGGUUUGACCAAAGCUCUGAGUAAGCUGGAUGACUACCUGAACACCCCAGUGACUGAUGAGAUCGACGCAGACAGCAUGGAGGAGGAGAAGGGAUCAAACCGGCUCUUCCUGGAUGGAAAUGACCUGACUCUGGCUGACUGCAACCUGCUGCCUAAACUGCACAUAGUCAAGGUUGUCGCUAAGAAGUACCGCAACUACGAAAUCCCCUCAAGCAUGACGGGCGUGUGGCGGUAUCUGAAGAACGCCUACACACGUGAUGAAUUCACCAACACUUGUGCUGCUGACUCUGAGAUCGAGACCGCCUACAAAGACGUGGCGAAAAGGCUGGCCAAGUAACCCGCCAACUGACCCGAGCUCAAACCAGAUAAACUUGUAACACAACACAAAAAAAACCCAUUAGUUUCAGUAAACAAGUCUGACAGUCCUCUCUCCGCUGUCGUCUUCUGGGGCGUUUUCAGAAACCUUCAGGAAUGUUUUUUCUGUCGUAGUCAGGUCACAUGUUUAAUUCAGCUUCUUGACAGCAGAUUCAAACGUGAUUGUGUCUGUCUAUAUUUAUUCCUCAUAACACAAAGCUCUCUUUCAUUCUCCGGUCUGCAUGGCCAAACGUUUAGUAGCUGCUGAUGUCAGGGCAGUUCACUUUAUUUAUUCCUGAGCCCACAGAAGUCUAGUCUGCCUCCAGUGUUUAUUAGACUCCUCGGAGACACCUCGAUUCAUCUGUGAUUAAUGACUUAUGGUAAUUGUUUGCUGAAUAUAUGACUGUUUAAAUCUGCAGACUCAUUAUGAUUGUCAUUCAUUACUGUUGAUGUUGCUGUAGUUGUUGUUUCUUUGAACUUCUGCAUUUCUUUAGAUUCACUCCUGCUUCUGAAUGAUUGAUUUUAAGAAUGAUUGAUUUUAAAUUUAACCUCUUGGUAAUGUGAGUUUUAAAGAACAAAAUUUAGCUGGCAAAGGCAUUAAUAGCUGAGAAAAAAGUUUGUUUGGAAAUUGUUUGCAUCCAUAAAUCUGUUUUAAAUUGCGAUAUUUUAACCUGAUAUCAUGAAAAGCCUCAACUAUGUGCCUUUAUUUUGAAGAGUCAUAAGUCCAUGCCAACGCCACUGAUGGAUUCAUUCUGAAAAAUGUAUUGCAGCCAGAGCCGAGCCAUUUGUUCUGCCUCUAGCUAUUAGUGUUCAGUGGAGGUAUUGAUUUUGUCUUGAGUUACACAUGAUAUUAUGAAUGGAGAGAGUAUUUAUUUAGCAGCCCCAAUCAGCCCUGAUUAGGUAGAGCCAUUAGCACUGCGAUGAAAAGCGUCUUCCAGGCCAGGUCCACAAUGGUCCGAAACCCUCACCCUCCAGCCCCUCAUCAAAGAGACAUUUCCUCCGCUCUGAAGAGUCCGUCAACAUCCGCAGCCUAAAGUUCAAGUUCAAAAGUUUCAUUGUCCAUUGCGCGAGAGGAGGAUGGAAAUUUGUCUCGGGGCUUAUCGUCUUUGGCGUGGUGUCAGGCUGCAACUUUAGCGAGACUUCCUUGCAGAACCAUAAGGCUCUUGUGUGGUUUGGACAAACAUGUGAUAUGAAAUUGGAGCAUGAUGACUGAGAGCCUUGCUCAUUGCAAAGCUCCACAAAUAAAAUAAUAUUUUCACA